Molecule: messenger RNA, 1590 nt
Organism: Psilocybe cubensis
Lineage: Eukaryota; Fungi; Basidiomycota; Agaricomycetes; Agaricales; Agrocybaceae
Exons: 5
Coding region: 1-1590 (529 amino acids)
Biological process (GO): late endosome to vacuole transport via multivesicular body sorting pathway; vesicle budding from membrane
Cellular component (GO): ESCRT III complex; multivesicular body
Source: RefSeq, a predicted model, not a curated record
AUGUCAACAACGCAUUCCAUACCCUCGACUCCGAGAAGGACUUCCCCCCCUUCUGAUUUACUGGUAACACCGGUCACCAGCACAAUAAACUCUUUGCCACCCUUUUCAACGACAUCUAUCCCGAGGCUGCAAGCUUUGUACUCCGACUUUUCCCGGCAGAAACAAUCGAAUUCUACGUCUUAUAACGCAAACGUUGACUGGUGGCACAAGGCACUUGAAAGUGUCGUCGGCUCCGGGUUGCAGGUUGACGUUUAUGAAAAUAAUUUCAAAAAACAGACACCGUUAAGAAAUCUCAGGAAGGAGGAAGACUCUGAAAAUAUAUCUAUGACGGCAACAUCAUGCACAAGUGAUAGACUAGUGUUACAUGCUGGCCGGGAGCUCAUGGAUCGAAUAAAGAUACCCAAAGUCGGAAAACCACUGUCAUUGGGCGCUGUACUCUCUGAACUUGGCACUACUCGUAGCGUUGUCCCUCUCUCAGAGUUUCUUACUCAAACCACAUCUAUAUAUAAUCCUGGGUGGCUGCCUACUCGCAUAGCCAAAUAUGUCGUCGGUCGUCCUCUUUGGUGGGCUCUUGAGCAAAUGGGCGUAGUCGGCGAAGAGGGCUUUCUCACCGGUUCGGGCAGUGGACAGCAGCAUAAAGAUACAGGCUGGUGGGGCGAUUACGUGAUGGUAAGGCUCGUGGAGGCGGCCGCUGAUAAAGUUUUGGAAGUUCAGGAAAGAAAAAUGGCGAGUGCAGGAGAUGCAUUAUACACAAUGGACAGCUUCCGAGCCACUUUUGCCGCUGUUGUCUACUUGAACGAUGCGAUUGACACUGAGGGCAUUGCAACCACUACCUCAUUACGUGAAUUGGACGCCAAAGUCCUUAUCAAAUACCUUGAAAGAGACAGAGGCGUCUUAGUUCAAGAAAAUGAUGUCAUCAAAUUUAUAGACCAAUUCGCCUCUGCAGAGGAGCGAUCGAUUUCGGCUGUUGAUCGUGGUAUUAUCGAACUGAAGAACGCAAUCCAGAAACUCACUAUCCAAAUAGACUCUUUGCAAAGCAAAAUAGACGAGUGCACACGCAAGGCCUCACAAGCUUUACAACAGAAACGGAAGGCAGUCGCAUUAAAUUAUCUUCGUUCUCGUAAACAGCUCGAAGAUCUUUUACACAAACGCCUUGGGUCUUUGGGCACCCUCGAAUCGACGUUCAUAUCUGUGGAGGCCGCUGCAGGUGAUAUCAAGAUUAUGAAGAGUUACGAGUCAUCGACGGCAACAUUGCGCGCUAUACUCGCCCACCCAUCGCUUCAACGAUCUAGCAUUGACAAGACACUGGACGCGUUGGCCGAUGCCAAUGCAGAUGCACGAGAAGCGGAUGAGGCGGUGCGCUUUGGCGGUAAUCUUGCUGUGGGCAUGGAGGAUGCAAUCGAUGACGAUGAGCUGGAGGCUGAGCUGAAAGCGCUGGUAUUGGAAGCUGAGAGGGUCAAUGAACAGAGUGAAGAAGAGAGAAUGCAAAAAAAAGUUGCUCAGCGGCUGGAAAGUGUCCAGAAAGCACCUAUUGCUACGCCGAAGGACAGUGUGAAACGCCCCGUGCGAGAAGGGGCCUUCAUAUCAUGA